This is a messenger RNA of Xenia sp. Carnegie-2017, 1746 nucleotides long. Its product is annotated as brefeldin A-inhibited guanine nucleotide-exchange protein 1-like. The record is from RefSeq and is a predicted model, not a curated record. Lineage: Eukaryota; Metazoa; Cnidaria; Anthozoa; Malacalcyonacea; Xeniidae. Gene Ontology annotation, biological process: regulation of ARF protein signal transduction. Gene Ontology annotation, molecular function: guanyl-nucleotide exchange factor activity. The transcript is spliced from 16 exons. Bases 54 to 851 code for a protein of 265 amino acids.
GACGCAGUAUUCGUAUCAAAGGUCUGGAAUGUCUCGUUUCUAUUCUUAAAUGUAUGGUAGAAUGGAGCAGGGAUCUUUACUUUAAACCUGAUUCUCAGGUGGACGAUAAUUUUGAAUUUGAGAGUCUUAAACAGAAGAAGGAGACGAAAGAAAAGGGAAUGCAAUUAUUUAACAAGAAUCCAUCAAAAGGUAUAAAAUUCCUUCAAUCUGAAGGUCUCCUUGGUGAGACAGCAACGGAAGUCGCUCAGUUCUUACACACUGAUGAUACACUAGACAAGACUAUGAUUGGUGAGCUGAUUGGUGAUCCAGGACAAUAUGAACGGGAGAUAAUGUACGCCUAUAUAGAUCAGUUGGAUUUCACUGGUACCAAUCUUGUGCAAGCUCUGCGAUUGUUCUUACAUAACUUCCGGCUUCCCGGUGAAGCGCAAAAGAUCGAUCGACUCAUGGAGAAGUUUGCGAGUAGGUUCUGUGAAACGAACCCAAAUGACGAUGUGUUUGCUAGUGCAGACGCUGCCUACGUUUUGGCUUAUUCUAUCAUCAUGUUGACUACUGAUCUACAUAGUUCACAGGUUAAACGGAAGAUAACGAAAGAGCAGUACAUUCAAAUGAAUGGUGGUAUAAAUGACAGUAAAGAUCUUCCAUCUGAAUAUCUUGAAGCAAUUUAUGAUGAUAUUGCACAGAAUGAAAUCAAGAUGAAACAUACACCAAAAUUGAACAGUAGAUACGAUGCUACAUAUUUACAAAGUGAGAAACAUCGUCGUAUGUUGUAUUCUAUGGAAAUGGAGCAGAUGGCGGAAAAUGCCAAAACACAAAUGGAAGAGGUUGCAUGGAGUCCGUUUCUUGCCGCGUAGAGCGUCAAUCUACAAGACAACGACGAUCCUUCUGUUGCUUCAUUUUGUCUUGAUGGAAUCCGCUGUGCAAUACGAAUAUCUUGCAUAUUCAGCAUGCCUUUGGAAAGAGAUGCUUUCGUACAAGCGCUAUCCAGGUUCACUUUACUUACUGCGACCAGUGGCACGCAUAUUCAUGAAAUGAAAACGAAGAACAUAGAGACGAUCAAGACACUUCUUACCAUCGCUCAAACGGAUGAUACUGAAAUGCAUUUCCCAACUUGAAUUGGCUCAACUUAUCGGUACUGGUGUGAAAACGCGAUACCUUCACACGGCGUCCAGCGGUGUUACUAAUUCACCCACAGCAUUCACCGCAAACAACAAGACAUCUUAUGAUGUAACCUCAGGUCGGAUGCCUUUUGCAGCUGACUCGAAAAAAGCGGCUGGCUAACAGGAAGCCAUUGGGGAGACCGCUGCACAAAGUGUUGUCGUUGCAGUUGACAGAGUUUUCACGGGAUCAGUGAAACUGGAUGGUGAUGCUAUCGUCGAUUUCGUGGGAGGUUUACGUCAAGUCUCGAAAGUUGAGCUUUACAAUCCUACAAUGAUACGUAUGUUUAGUCUGCAGAAGAUCAUAGAUAUUGCUUAUUACAAUAUGGGUCGUAUUCGGCUGCAAUGGUCACGAAUAUGGGCUGUGUUGGGAGAUCAUUUUAACAAGUGUGGUUGUAACCCUAAUGAAGAAGUUGCGUUCUUCUGUGUCGACUCUUUGCGACAAUUAUUCAUUUAAUUCUUGGAAAAAGGCGAAUUGCCAAAUUUCCGAUUACAAAAGGAUUUUCUCCGACCCUUUGAAUACAUAGUGAAGAAAAAUAGACUUUGCAGCUUCUUUUCCAAAUUGAAACUUUACGAAGAAUUUUACAAAGGA